Molecule: messenger RNA, 2292 nt
Organism: Oncorhynchus gorbuscha (pink salmon)
Lineage: Eukaryota; Metazoa; Chordata; Actinopteri; Salmoniformes; Salmonidae
Product: mucin-2-like
Exons: 5
Coding region: 1-2292 (763 amino acids)
Source: RefSeq, a predicted model, not a curated record
AUGGACAACCAGAACCAUGCUCAGAAUUCCUCUCCCAGAGUUUUUCUCAGAGUCUCCCAGCCAACGUCCACUAAGGUUCCAGCCUGGCAACACAGGGAGUCUCACAGCCAACGUUCACUAAGGUUCCAGCGUUCCAGCCUGGCAACACAGGGAGUAUCCCAGCCAACGUCCACUAAAGGUUCCAGCCUGGCAACACAGGGAGUCUCCAAGCCAGCGUCCACUAAGGUUCCAGCCUGGCAACAGGGAGUCUCCCAGCCAACAUCCACUAAAGGUUCCAGCCUGGCAACACAGGGAGUCUCACAGCCAACGUCCACUAAAGGUUCCAGCCUGGCAACACAGAAAGUCUCCCAGCAAACGUUCACUAAGGUUCCAGCCCUGGCAACACAGGGAGUCUCCCAGCCAACGUCCACUAAAGGUUCCAGCCUGGCAACACAGGGAGUCUCCCAGCCAACAUCCACUAAAGGUUCCAGCCUGGCAACACAGGGAGUCUCCCAGCCAACGUCCACUAAAGGUUCCAGCCUGGGAAGGUUGAAACCACACCACACCACAGACCCAGUACCACCACAGACCCAGUACCACACCACAGACCCAGUACCACACCACAGACCCAGUACCACCACAGACCCAGUACCACACCACAGACCCAGUACCACCACAGACCCAGUACCACCACAGACCCAGUACCACACCACAGACCCAGUACCACCACAGACCCAGUACCACACCACAGACCCAGUACCACCACAGACCCAGUACCACACCACAGACCCAGUACCACCACAGACCCAGUACCACAUCACAGACCCAGUACCACCACAGACCCAGUACCACCACAGACCCAGUACCACACCACAGACCCAGUACCACCACAGACCCAGUACCACCACAGACCCAGUACCACCACAGACCCAGUACCACAUCACAGACCCAGUACCACCACAGACCCAGUACCACCACAGACCCAGUACCACCACAGACCCAGUACCACAUCACAGAUCCAGUACCACCACAGACCCAGUACCACCACAGACCCAGUACCACCACAGACCCAGUACCACCACAGACCCUCAACCUUCAGGACAGACCCAGUACCACCACAGACCCAGUACCACCACAGACCCAGUACCACCACAGACCCAGUACCACCACAGACCCAGUACCACCAUAGACCCUCAACAUCCACCACAGACCCUCAACCUUCAGGACAGACCCAGUACCACCACAGACCCAGUACCACCACAGACCCAGUACCACCACAGACCCAGUACCACCACAGACCCAGUACCACCACAGACCCUCAACGUCCACCACAGACCCAGUACCACCACCGACCCUCAACCUCCAGGACAGAGCCAGUACCACCACAGACCCUCAACCUCCAGGACAGAACCAGUACCACCACAGACCCAGAAUCACCACAGACCCUCAACUUCCAGGACAGAACCAGUACCACCACAGACCCAGUACCACCACAGACCCAGUACCACCACAGACCCAGGACAACCACAGACCCAGUACCACCACAGACCCAGUACCACCACAGACCCAGUACCACCACAGACCCUCAAACUCCACCACAGACCCAGUACCACCACAGACCCUCAACUUCCAGGACAGAACCAGUACCACCACAGACCCAGUACCACCACAGACCCUCAAACUCCACCACAGACCCAGUACCACCACAGACCCUCAACUUCCAGGACAGAACCAGUACCACCACAGACCCAGUACCACCACAGACCCUCAACCUCCACCACAGACCCAGUACCACCACAGACCCUCAACCUCCACCACAGACCCAGUACCACCACAGACCCUCAACUUCCAGGACAGAACCAGUACCAUCACAGACCCAGUACCACCACAGACCCAGUACCACCACAGACCCAGUACCACCACAGACCCUCAACCUCCACCACAGACCCAGUACCACCACAGACCCUCAACCUCCAGGACAGACCCAGUACCACCAGACCCAGUACCACCACAGACCCUCAACCUCCACCACAGACCCAGUACCACACCACAGACCCUCAAACUCCACCACAGACCCAGAAUCACCACAGACCCAGUACCACCACAGACCCUCAACCUCCAGGACAGAUGCUGCAAUCCCUCGCCCUCGAUGCCCCCCUCACCCUUACCCUCUACAACUGUAACAUCAGAUACAGCUCUGGCCAGUGCCACAGAGAGGAGACGCCACUGGGGAGCCAUUUUGGAGCCCCUAGGGCUCAAGUGUCUGUUAUUAUACUGCAGUAUGGCUGUCUGGGAAGUCUAGAUGCCCCUUAG